Messenger RNA from Durusdinium trenchii, 2043 nucleotides. The record is from the annotation of a GenBank genome assembly. NCBI's taxonomy places the organism in Eukaryota, Dinophyceae, Suessiales, Symbiodiniaceae.
AUGCUGGAGUCGUCAUGGCUUCAGCUUCGAGGACCGAUGGAACUGAUGAAGAUCGACGCACCACGUGACAUGGUGGCGUUCGUCUCCAAAGACGAAGGGAGGAAGCAGGCGUCUUCCGAAGAUGCCGUGCUCGUGACGGAGUUUGAGGAUCAAUGCUGGAGCUUUGCGCGGCAGAACGUGGCUCGAACCUUGCAGCUCAUGGAAGCAAAGAUGGUAGCUUCAGCCUCCCCAGCAUUUCAGAUGCAGGCGGAUGCUAUGCGUCUCUACAGUGAGGACGAUGGGCUGCUCUAUACCUUUUGCUGCAUCGGUUUUCACAAUGAAUAUUGCUGGGGCCAUGCGGUACAUCAGGCGUUAAUUCCCGAUCCCGAUGCUUGGGAAGGGGUCUCAGACAUUACCCCGUGGUAUCCCAGAUGUUGCUUUCCCCGGCUACGUGCGAUGUUGAAGGCACCAAUCCCGCACUGGAUGCAGCUCCAAAUUGACAGGGACCUUCGUGCAAUGUCAGGGGACCACCCCGGCGUGCCGUGGCCGCCAAAGGAAGUCCUACCGCAUUUCGCUGGUGUGCAGGAUGGCAAGCGGCCCAUGAAUGAGCAGAAGCGCUUCUGCCACUACCACAUCUCGGGUGGAAAGGCAUCAUUUGGGGAUGCCGUGAUGCGGGAUGCUGUGGCUCAAACGGGCAUGUACGGUUUUGCCCAAAUUGAGGCCAGUGGCAGCGUGUGCUACGCCAUUCUGCAGGCUGAUGGGUCCUUCCAUGCAGCGGAGGGGAACCCCUUCGAUGGCCUCAAGGAUACGGGCCGGAAGGUGACCGUUGACCGCUUCCUGCCACCGGUGAAGCCUCAGGACAUCAUUUGCAUUGGUCUGAACUACCGGGCGCAUGCAGAUGAGCUGAAGCUCCCAUAUCCGAAGAAUCCAGUGGUCUUCAUGAAGCCAACCAGCUGCGCAGCUGGACAUGGAGAUGCCAUUGCGCAACCUCGUGUGUCAGAAAAGAUGGACUACGAGGCAGUCGCAUUACCGUACCUCCAGUCUUUUUUUGGGAUUCCGCCAGCCAUUGGCAUGCCACUGGACCUGGUGGGAUGCUCUUUGAUGUCUUUCCAUGCGGCAGAUCACUUCAUGGGCUGCAAGCCUGGAUUUGCUUUCAAGUUGGACCCCUUGGGCUUGGGCUACUAUGCUGAUGACCUCCCAAAAGCGACGGAGGCUUGGAACUUUGGAUCUUCGCAGGUGUUCGUGAAGGUCGAUGUAAGUUGUGGUGUGGGCCACACUGGCCUGCGCAUUUGGCCCGCGGCACGAGCCAUGGCCCAUCUUCUGGCCGAAUCUCUGCAACCAAGCGCUUCCACCGAUCUCCCCAGUGACAGACCGGAUGGGCCGAGAGUGAAUCUCUACUCACCGACACCCGGAGGAUCUCCGUGCGCCGCUCGCGGUGGUUGGGAUCUCCACCGGCAGCUGGACGUGCGAUCUCGUGGCCGUGCGUUGGAACUGGGCGCGGGCUGUGGCUUGGUCUCCGCGCUGCUGGCGUCGCUGGGUGCCGACGUCACGGCCACGGAUGGGGCUGCGGUGGUGGUGAGGCGGCUACGUGAGACCUCCGAGUUGAAUCAGAAGCCCUUUAAGGUCCGAGAACUUGGGUGGGACGGUGAAGAUGGUGCAGUUGGCGAAGAAAGGCUUCCGUGUGAGACUGGGGAUGGGAACCAUGGCGAUACCUACGAUGUGAUUUUGGGGGCUGAUAUCACCUACGAUUGCAAGCCAAAGACCUUGGAAUCUUUGCUGGACCUCAUCUCCAAGCUCUCUGGCGAGGAGACCCUGACACUUUUGGCUCACGGCCUGCGCAACGUGGAGCAUGCGAUGUUCUUGUGGUCCAAGUUGACUGAACGUUGGAACGUGCAAGUACAGCCGCCACCACCAUGGAAUGUUGAUGAGAACGAGGACUCUGUUCUGAUUUUUGUAGAAUUAGCGGUGGUGAUUGGUCGUGAGUGCAAGGGGGGAGGCCGCGUCCUGUUUUCACCUUCGGAGGAUGUCACGCCAGAGCAGGCUAUGGACUAUGUGCUUGGGUGA